UUCGGCCUUUCACUGUGUCUGGUGCAAUGUCAUCGCCUCCCUAACUGGCGUUUACUGAGUAAAAAUACACACUUUCACAGCCAAACGAACGCAACCUCGGGUGUUAAGUCGAACGUCAACAGAGAGGACAUGUAAAGCCAUCGUUUUGAAAAGGAGGAAUUGUAUACGCUGACUAAGGAGAACACAUUAAGUUCACAUAUCGAGCCUUUCUUUUAUAAGGUCCUGCUGUAGUUCUGGUCUGUAUCCAGUCUCCUCUCUAAAUGGCGAUAGCACGCCAGUUUGGAUUACUCUUGUGGAAGAACUACCUUCAGCAGAAGCGUCAGAUCCUGGUGACUCUAGUGGAGAUCGCCCUGCCCCUGCUCUUCUCGGGCAUCCUCAUCGUGCUGCGCGAGAACGUGCCCUUCAAGGACUACCCCAACGCCACGCUCUACCAGAGCUUCUCUGUGGAUGGCCUGCAGUACCCACUGGACAACUACCAUCACUACCAGUUGGCCUACGUGCCGGGCAACGCCAGUGUGGUGCGGUGGGUGGCGGAGGACGUGCAGCGCAGCCUGCACCCCGUCAUCAGUUCAGUGUAUGGGUUUGAGACAGAGGAGCAGUUUGAGGACUUUGUGAGGAAGGACCCUCAGUCUCGGAAGGUUCUGGCUGCUGUGGUGUUUGAGCACUCCUUCACUCACGAUGAUGAGCCACUGCCCCAACAGGUCAGCUACCACCUGCGGUUCAGCUUUAGUCCCCGUAAUGCCCCGGCCAAGGAGAAGUCUGAGCUAAACAUCAACAAUGACUUUGACUGGCACACCCUCAACUUGUUCCCCCUCUUCCAACUGCCCGGGCCCAGGGAGCAGUACGACCUCCAGGGGGGCACGCCUGGUUAUUUCCGCGAGGGCUUCCUGGCAGUGCAGCAUGCGGUCAACCAGGCAAUCAUGCGUUCCUAUAACAGCACAGGAGCAGCCUGGCUCCUCUCCCACACCCGGGUGGUCCUCCGCCGAUUCCCCUUCCCGCCGUUCAUGUACGAUGUGUUCAUCCUGGCCAUCCAGAACCAGCUGCCCCUCCUCCUGGUGCUGAGCCUCACCUAUACCUCUCUGAACAUCGUGAGGGCCGUGGUGCAGGAGAAGGAGAGGAAGCUCAAGGAGUACAUGCGGAUGAUGGGCCUCAGUAACUGGCUGCACUGGACGGCCUGGUUCCUCAUGUUCUUCCUCUUCCUCGCCAUCUCCAUGUUCUUCGUCACGCUGCUCUUCUGCAUCAAGGUGAGCCCUAAUGGAGCUGUGUUGACCUAUAGUGACCCCACCCUGGUCUUUGUCUUCCUGCUUGUCUUUGCCGUGGCAACCAUCAACUUCAGCUUCAUGAUCAGUGCCUUCUUCUCAAGAGCCAAUGUGGGAGCGGCGGCGGGCGGCUUCAUCUACUUCCUGUCCUACCUGCCGUACGUGUUCCUAUGGCCUCGCUACGACCUGCUUAGCCACGCCCAGAAGGUGUCUGCCUGCCUCAUCUCCAAUGUGGCCAUGGCCAUGGGAGCGCAGCUACUAGGCAUGUUUGAGGGCAAAGGCACGGGGAUCCAGUGGUGUAACCUGUUUGAGUCGGUGACGGUGGACGAUGACUUCUCCCUGGCCCAGGUGCUGGGGCUGCUGCUGCUGGAUGCCCUGCUCUAUGGCCUGGUGGCCUGGUACGUGGAGGCUGUGUUCCCAGGGGAGUACGGAGUCCCUCUGCCCUGCUACUUCUUCCUACUGCCGUCCUACUGGUGCAGCAGCCCCCGCAUGGCCAUGGUGAAGGAAGAGGAAGACGUGGAGAAGGCUCUGAAGGGAGAGUUCAUCGAGGAGGAGCCAGCCGGACUGGUCUCAGGAGUCAAGAUCAAACACCUGAACAAGGCAAGGUCUUAAAUGCAACCUGUCCACCCAGUCCCAAUUCGAUCCCUACCCAUCCCCUUGGCUGUAACAUCAAGUGGUUGAACAUGUUUUUACAGAAAAAGAAACCCCCUUGUAGCUUUACCAUUAUGGGAGUGUGCCUUUAUUUCAGUGUGGUCCUCAACAUGUAAAAGAGAGCAUCUCAUUUCAUAUUGUUAUGUAAUGAUGUUUUCGAACUGGAACUAGGCAGGAGAUUUUUGGUACAUUUUUUGUAUGUUUUCUUCCGUUUGAAGAUUAAUCAACACAACCCAGGGCUGGGUAGUUAAAACACUUUGCUAAGUGUGGGAGAAGGAGAUGAGGAGAAGGAUAAUGGAGAAGGCGAUUAUGACGCUAGGCCCUUAGACCCAGGGCUGGAGAUGAGGUGAUUACACCCA
This is a messenger RNA of Oncorhynchus masou masou (cherry salmon), 2269 nucleotides long. It is a transcript of the gene abca3b, whose product is annotated as ATP-binding cassette, sub-family A (ABC1), member 3b. Bases 261 to 1871 code for a protein of 536 amino acids. Gene Ontology annotation, cellular component: intracellular membrane-bounded organelle; membrane. The record is from RefSeq and is a predicted model, not a curated record. Lineage: Eukaryota; Metazoa; Chordata; Actinopteri; Salmoniformes; Salmonidae. The transcript has 11 exons. Gene Ontology annotation, molecular function: ABC-type transporter activity; lipid carrier activity. Gene Ontology annotation, biological process: transmembrane transport; lipid transport.